This is a messenger RNA of Cimex lectularius (bed bug), 3064 nucleotides long. RefSeq names its product alpha-(1,6)-fucosyltransferase (gene FucT6). The coding region runs from base 317 to 2080 and encodes 587 amino acids. Gene Ontology annotation, molecular function: glycoprotein 6-alpha-L-fucosyltransferase activity; protein binding. Lineage: Eukaryota; Metazoa; Arthropoda; Insecta; Hemiptera; Cimicidae. The record is from RefSeq and is a predicted model, not a curated record. The transcript has 10 exons. Gene Ontology annotation, cellular component: Golgi cisterna membrane. Gene Ontology annotation, biological process: protein N-linked glycosylation.
UUGAACCUCCUUCGACAGUUCGACCCCCAGAUUUGGAUAUCUUGUUAGUUGUUUGUACCACGUCGUGUUAUCGUGUUAAACCCCCAUGGCAAUUCUUGAUUUGAUCAAGUAGCAAAUUGGAGGAGUGUGAUCUGGUGCUGUCCUUGGCUUUCCUACACUCUUCAAUUACAUCCGACAACUUGCCUUUUAUAAUUUUCUCGUCUGAUUUAAAAUGAUUCAAAUGCAUCUACAAUUGCCUUUGAUUGUACAUAAAUUAAAAGAGUGCACUUUCUGACAGCAAUGAAUCUCAUGCUCAAAGCCUAAGAUCAAAGGUAAAAUGGCCAAAAUGAUGAGGCAGUUCCCCUGGGGGCGUAGCAUGAUCCUACUCCUUCUACUCUGGCUCAUUUUCCUAGUUAUCGCCCUCGGUUUCUUAAGGCACGAACCCGACCAGCAGACCAACAUGAGGAUAUCGCAGGCACUGCGCGAUCUCCAGUCCCUCCACCGCCAGAGGGAGGAAAUCAGCAAGCUGCUCACCGACUACAACUCGGGAAAUCUUCCUCUGAGACAGGAUGAAAAAGAAUCCAUUUUGAAAAAUAUUCAAGACAAAACUAUGCUAUCUGAAAAUCAGCAGGGUUUUGACCUAAACGAUUUUGUCAGGGGACGAAGAGAUAAAAAACCAUCCCUCGAAUAUGAAAAACUCAGGAGACGUCUACAGAUGGGAGUAGAAGAGAUGUGGUAUUUUAUAAGCAGCCAGGUGAAGCAGAUUCAAAAGUCAAAGUCUUCCCCUCAGCUUGCGACUCAUUUGAAUAAGAUACUCGAAGAAGGAGUUGAGCACAAGAGGUCUCUUUUAAAAGAUGUGUCUCGCCUGGGUGAAUUGGAUGGGUUCGCGGGCUGGAGGUUGAAAGAGGCUUUCGAACUUUCAGACCUCGUACAAAGGAGGAUUUCCUACUUGCAAAACCCAACUGAUUGUGAUAGUGCCAAAAAGCUGAUCUGCAAGCUGAACAAGGGUUGUGGUUAUGGGUGUCAGCUUCAUCAUGCUGUAUAUUGCUUAUUGGUAGCAUUUGGUACAGAAAGGACUUUAAUACUCCAAUCAAGAGGAUGGCGCUAUAAUAAAAAUGGUUGGGAACAAGUAUUCCAACCUGUCAGUGAUACAUGCAGAGAAGUUAAAUCCCCCAUUACUCCUUGGCCAGGGACUCCUAAUUCCCCAGCCGUCCUUUUAGGCAUAAUAGAUUCUGUUUCACCAAGGCCUCCUUAUUUGCCACUUGCCGUACCAAAAGAUCUCGCUGAACGCAUUGAACGACUCCAUGGCGACCCUUCUGUAUGGUGGGUCGGCCAGUUUCUCAAGUACCUUUUACGACCACAGCCCGCGACGACUGAUAUGCUUCAAAAAGCAGCGGUCAAUUUUAAGUUCCAGCAUCCCAUCGUUGGAGUACACAUAAGAAGGACAGAUAAAGUUGGGACAGAAGCAGCCUUUCAUCAUGUCGAAGAAUAUAUGUCGCACGUAGAGGAAUAUUUCAAAAUCCUUUCCUUAUCGCAACCUGUACCCAUUAAACGUGUCUACUUGGCAUCUGAUGAUGUCAAUGUUUUUGCAGAAAUAAAGAAAAAGUAUCCUGAUUAUGAAGUUAUUGGUGAUCCGAAAAUUGCAAAAACAGCAGCAGUCUCGACUAGAUACUCGGACAAUUCAUUAAAUGGAAUCAUUAUGGAUAUAUACUUCUUGUCUCAGUCUGAUUAUCUCGUUUGUACAUUUUCUUCUCAGGUCUGUCGAGUUGCUUAUGAAAUAAUGCAGUCGCUGCAUCCUGAUGCUGCAUCAAGAUUCAGAUCUUUAGAUGACAUAUAUUACUACGGCGGGCAAGGCAUACACAGACAAGUUGCAGUUAUGAGUCAUAGGGCCAACUCGCCCGAUCAGAUGGACCUUGAGGUCGGUGAUAUUGUCGGGGUCGCGGGCAACCACUGGGACGGUUACUCAAAAGGAAGGAAUUUGAGGACGAAUCAAGAUGCACUCUAUCCAUCUUUCAAGGUUGAAAAUGUCGUCGAGGCUAUCGAAUUUCCAACAUAUACAGAAGUUCCUUUGAAGGUUGUCCCUGAACAGAAUGACAAUUGAAUUCAGGGCACAGACUUAUAAAAUACUCACUUGUGUAAUACUGUUGGGGAAUUUAGGAAUUUCUCUACCAUCAAAUUGUUUCUGAUGUUAAUAAAAAACAAGUUGUUAAUAUCAAAAUAAUUAGUUAAUAAGGUGUGUAAAUUAAAUUUAUUUAAAAGAAAUAGUGCCAACUCUAAUUUUUUUUUUUUUUUUUUUUUUUAAAGAAAAGCAAUAAUUUGAUGGUUGUGAGAAUAAAAAUUUUAUUUUCAGGGCAUUUAUUAGAUUUGCUGAAAAAACUGCAAUAGAGUUCUUUCGUUUUGACAUUCAGGGGGAUAUUGAGACUGAGUUUUUCUUUUAUAUUUUACAACCAAAACGGUUUUCAAUUGUACCUUCGAUUCGACUUAUUGUCGUCAAAUUGCGUAAAAAAAAUAUCAAAACCAUACUUGGUAGUCAAUUUAUUUUCUGAAAAAUUGUGUUCACUAGGACCCAACGUUUAAGCUUUUUCACUUAUGUUAUUCACAAUUCUAUUUUGUGUGUGUGAUUAUCCUUUUUUUUAUCUAUAACGACAACAUGAAGAGACAUGGGCAUCACAACCCUCUUCUUUUUUUUCUUUUAGUGCACAUGUGUUAUAUUUUCUUUCUGUGUAUGUUUAUUAUCAUUAAUGUAUUUUCACAUUCCUGGAGGAAAAAAAUUGCAAAAGGAGAAAUGAUAUUUAAUAUUUUACUGAUUUUCUUCCAUUAUAUAUUUUUUUAUGUACUUUUCUUGAUUAUAAACUGAGAUUUUUCUAUAGAUUUAUCUACUUAUAGCUGAGAUAUUUGUAAUUUGAUUUUUUUGAGAUUCAUAUGUGAUCAUCAAACAGGAUUUUGACUUAAAUUAAUAAUGUGUUACGUUGACGCACAAAUCUAAUCUUUUUUAUAAAAUCUGGCUUUAUGAUUUUUGAAUCCUUGUUUCAGUUAACCAUUUAAUAUGUUUUUACUCAAAAUAAAUUUGGUUUUGUAAUAUGAA